AUGAUAAAAUGUGUAAGGGACAGAAAGCAAAGGAGGGUCCUUUUUUCCUGGUGUCAUAAGAGAAGCGUGUUUGUGCCAAGUGAGAGGGAUGUAGCAAAAUUAUCAGCGAAGAGCCUAGGCAAUUACGCAUUCGACAUUUUAAGAAUAUCGAACGAAAAUAAAGCGAUGUAUGAAAUGUUUAAAAAAAGAAUAAACGAUGAAAUAGGUUCAUUUGACGCAAAGGAUUGUUAUAGGGUGUUAAAAUCUUUGGAAAUAAACAACAAGCUGAAUGAAGAAGAAGAUAUGGUAAAGAACGUUUUGCAUCAAAUAUCUGUACAGACAUGCAAAUAUUCAGUAAAAGAGAUAUGUGACAUUUCUUUUUUAUGUUCCAAGUUAAAUUUGGUUUACAUUCCCCUGUAUGCAUCGUUAUCCCUAUCGUUUUUGAACAAAAUAAACUUGGCAACACCUGAACAUUUAUCCAUUUUAAGUUUAAGUUUUUGUAAAGUGCAAAUAAGAGACGUAAAUUUGUUUAACCGCAUAGCCACUGCAACGUUGAAUUUGCUACACAUGUUUGAUGUGGAGAGUUUGAUCAAUGUGUUGAUUUCGCUUGCCUACUUGGAUAUUAAAAAAGACAUGCUGUUGUACUCAUCUGUGGAGAUUUUUGUAAAAAAUCAAAACAAGUUGAAUGGUGAUCAGCUGGUAAAAAUUGCACACGUUUAUUCCAAGUUCGAUUUUGUAAAUAAAGACAUAAACUCCUUGCUUGUGGAAAAAUUCCCCGCUUUCCUUCCAUACUUAAACAAUGUGCAGCUAGCCGAGUUCACAAUUUCGUUAAACAGGCUAGGAGUUCACUCACACGUCACUGAUAAAUUUGUUACCAAUGUGAAUUUGUCCCACUUAGCAUUGCCCGUUGCCAUAAAAGUGAUCAAAAUAUUGUCCAGCGUAAAAUGCGUAAACCAUGUGAACAUCGAGUUUAAGUAUGACCAAAUUUUGUCCUGUGUGCAAAAUUUUCUGUGUAUACAUGGGAGAGAAAAUCACCUGAACGGCAAGGUAAAUUUUGACAUUUUGAACGAUUGUGAAAAAUAUCCCCAUUUAGCUAUCUACAGCACGAGUGACGGCACGAAUGAAGGUACCAAUGUUUUGCUUACCAAUGUGGUUAGUAACAAAAUGGUCGAACAGACCGCUGAUGGUGGCAACACAUCGAUAGAGCCAUUUCGACUAGGCCACCUUACGAGUGAGUACAAUCCCAUUCAUGAUGUGCAGAGCAGUUCCCAAUUUUACUUCCCAGUUUUUGAACGCAUUUUAAAUAAACCGAAUUCAUGUGCAAGCGAAAUGAAGAGCGGCGUUUUUUCUGAAGAGGAACUAACCCAACAUUAUCUGCGAUACAAUUGGAAGCAAAAAAUAAAUCCCAAUGCGGUGUGCCAUUUGAAUGUAGACCUAUUUGAAUGUCUGGUGAAUUUUCUUCUACAAAAUUGUGUAAGUGAGUAUGAAGACAAGUUCAAAUAUUUUUUAAAUUGCAUAAGUCGAGAAAUUAUUCUUUCAAAACAGUACUUAAAUUUCAAUUGCCUAAUAAAAAUUUUUUCCGCUUUAUUUAAAACGCCAAUCAUUUGGAACUUGUCCCUUUUAAAUUUGAGUUCCUUGAAUUCUGCCAAGGGGAGACAGAAGUGCCUAUUUUAUAUCAACGAGGAUACCGAUUUUUAUGAACAAUUAGUGCAGCGCUAUUUUGGUAUUUUCCACUCAUCUGAGAAUGCGGAUAAUCAUAGCUUGGUGCUAUGCUUUAUUGUGAAUCUGCUGAAUACUGAGGUGAAGAAUGUGCACAGGUGGUCAAUUGAGAAAUGCUUAGAGCAUUACGCGUUGAUAAGGAGCCAGGGUAAAGACGAACAGGUGGGCUACCCCAUAGAGGAUCAAAGUGUGUAUAUUUUUGUGGAGUACUUUCACAAGGGUAUCACCCUGUGGGGGGAAAGCAGGCACCGAUUCGAUGCAGCUGAAGAGGAAGAAGGCACUUCACCAGAGGACAACUCACCCUUGGUGUAUACCUUCCCCUACGCCAUGCAGGACCGUGUGCCAAAUAAAAUUCUGACUUUAGAAUUAUUUGGAAUUGUUCAAAAUUUUACGAAAAAUUUGAAGGUGAACUUUAAGGAGGGCGCGUACACAAUAUCGCUGUUCGAGUUUGACAACUAUGUAGCUUACUUGUUUUUGGAGCCGCAGGAUUUUUUCUACUCCCCCGGGCAAGGCGUCGAGUUGGACUUCUUGAGGGGAGUAAGUGUGCGGAAUGAACUCAGGGAAGAGGAGCAUGAGUCUGCUUCAUCUUGUGACAUGGAAAACGCGAGGGAGGUAGGUACCAACGCAGAUGGAAAUGUCCAGACAGAAAAAAAACAGCUUCUUCUAAUUUGCGACAUGUCCUACGACCCGUAUGAAAUUUUUCAGAACAAUAAUUAUUUUGUGAAGUCGGAGACAUUAGUAAAAAUAAAUUACUUGCUGAUUAAGGGCUACAGCAUAAUCGCCAUUCCGUUUUAUUCCUGGAGGUGCAUGAGUUAUGAGGAGAAGCUGGGCUCCAUUAGCGCGCUGCGGCAGAAGGUCCUGGACGGACAGGGUUGA
Molecule: messenger RNA, 2574 nt
Organism: Plasmodium fragile
Lineage: Eukaryota; Apicomplexa; Aconoidasida; Haemosporida; Plasmodiidae
Exons: 1
Coding region: 1-2574 (857 amino acids)
Source: RefSeq, a predicted model, not a curated record